AAAAUCCUAGGCCACCCGUUGUGUACAACUACAUGUACAACUACAUGUACAAGUGGAAGAAAGCUGUGUAAUUCAUCACUAAAUUUCCGACAAUUUUAAUUUGGAGUUAGCAGGAAUUGGGAAGGAAUCUUUGAUUCUCACUCUCGUUAUUUCUUCAAGAUCGAGGAGUAACGAAAACGUAAAAAAAUCACUUCAAAGUUGAGAGUGGAGUGAAAUGAUAUUCGGUCCGGUCCUCUGUCAAUAUUGCGAUUGGAUUCUUGGAGCUUGAAGACGUCUUCUGAAAUCUUUUGCGAUGUAUUGAAACGUGCACUUAGUUUCAAAGGAUGAAAAUGUAAUGUAUUCUAAUUGAAGAAAUAUAAUUGUCGAGAAUUAAUGGUUUUCGCGAAAACAAUGCCUGUUAAGGGGCACUAUGGCCAGUCGAAAACCGCUCCUGUCAAAUCGCAUGAAGCCGUCAACGACAUUUACCGCACCGCCGCGGCUGGCGGAUACUUCCCCGGAGUUCUGGCGGUGAAAGAGGAUGGCGUCCUGCAAACCAAGCCAUUGCCGCUGAAGUCGCAUCAAGGUCUUCAAAUUCUUGCUCGAUCAAGUACCCAUUAUAAUUGUGCCUCGCCAUCAAGAGAGGAUGUUUUUCUUGAUAACUAUGCACGAAGGACAAAACAGCUGAAUGAACAAGGUUAUAAUUCUGUAAAUUAUAAACCCUAUCAACUUUUAGGAGGGCCGGUAGUAUUGGACGAAAAACAGCUAAUUCUCUCUGCGCUUGGUCAAAGUAAACGGGACAACUGUUCAGCAUCUGAGUCAAAGGGAGUAUCUAGUGAGAAGCAGGAUGACGGGAAAAAAGAUGGGAAAGGCGGAAACGGGGAGGAGGAGAGCGCGGAUGCAGUCAAACCAUACAAAUUUGUCGUCAGGCGGAACAACAAGAAUCAUAAAUCACUUCAUAAGGAAGUUUCUACUGGCAGAGUAAUGGUGAAAUGGGCUAAGCUAGGACAUGGGGUCUUUACUAUGAUCAGAGAACAAGAAGAACUGAGGGUGAAUGCAGAACAUAAUGAAAGAAGGAGAAAAGAAGAACAAAGGAAGAAGGAAUGGCAACCAGCUGUUGUGGAAGUAUCAGAUGAAGGAGAGACAGAUGAAGAGUUAGAAAAGGAAGAAAGUCUUAGUGUUUAUAUGAAUCAAGGUGCAGAGAGCAGAAAAGAGGUGUCUUUUGCAUUUGAUGCAGCUAGUACGGUACCCGACAACCAAACAGAGCAGGGGGAUACAACUCGCCUCUCUACCACCGCCAUGAUGACCACUGCCAUGGCAACGACCCCAUCUAAAUCCAUCCUGAGUGGGGCAUCGUCACCCACCAAGAGGAGGCGGAACAAGCGACUGGUGGAACCGCCACGCCCCUACACUCCCUGCCAUACAAACAUCAAUAUUGAUCCAGACGGGGAUGAAACAGACAAGAAAGCGAUAUUUCGUCAGAUGUGUGCAGUGAAUUGGAUCUUAGAAGCUAUGAUGAUAGAGCCUCCUGCUGCUAUGGAGCCCAUCAGUAAAUGCUGGAAAAUUAAAUAUAGGGAUAUGGAGAACCGAUCAUAUUGUAAAACCACUGUCCAGAGAUUAAGAAAAGAGAAGGCUUUAGACACGAGAUGGAAUGCUUUCAUAUCGGCCGAGGGUGCUGGUCAUCUGGCUGGCUUGCCUAAUUUAUUCCAGAAAUCACGUUCCCCGGCAAGAGGCUUGCUUUCCACUCAAAAUUCAGGUUUCUCACGGACGUUGCGUCGUCUCUCCGCAAAUAGUACGGCUAACCGAGCGGCAUCAGCGAUGGGUCAAAGUUCAGUUGACCAAAGCCCUCUCUCGCCAAAGGCUGAAGAUACGGCGAGUUCAUUCUUAGAGGCUGCAGAUAAAUUGGCUGAAAUUCCCGACAGUGUUUCAAUACAGGGAGGGGAUACACCAGGGAAAUUACACAGAUCUCCCUCUGUGUUGAGUGAAAGAACAGCGACCCCUUCUUCGAAGAGAAGUGGAUCAGUUGUCAAUAAGUUAUCUAAACAAGACCUAGAGGAGAAAGACAAGCAGGAAAGACCAAGGGAGAGACAAGUUAGCACAUGGGUGGCUUCUACCAAUAGGAAACUACAUAGAUCACAAAGUGCUCCAAUAAGAAACCAAGAGUUCAAGCCCAUCUUUCCAAGCCGAAAGCAUCUCUAUCUAGCCAAGGAACUCAGAACCCAGUUUGCUGAUGUCACUGAAGAUCAGGCCCUCAUGCUUCAUGACAAGCUAGAAGCCAUGGAAAAGAAACGACUUGAAAGGAGUGAGAAUAAGUUCCAGUCGAUCCGAACCAAUGUCCACAUCAGCUCCCAACUGGCCCUGCUCAAAGAGGCUGGGCAGGAUAAAGAUGAACUGCUAGCGGAAGAAAAUAAACGAAAGAAAAAACUGGAAGAUGAAAGCAAAUGGUAUCAAGAGUUGGUGCGGAACCUUCCUGCAGACAUCAACAACGACAGACCUUGCAUGGCCAUCUUGGACAAACUACAGAGUCUUGGAAAGAUUGAGAGUAGGAAAGCCACGCCACAGAAGUUUCUCAAUGUCUUAGCUGGUCUGAGGCAUUGGGAGAUCUGCUCACCGGACAUUAGUGCUGCCAUAGAGUUUGUUCGAGAGAAGGUUGUCGGCAUGGCAGUGGAGGAGUUUGAGGCAUGGUACCAAGCAGAAAUGCCCAACAUUGCAAGAUCCAAGAGUGCACCACCGGCUACCACGUCAUAAUCCCAUCGUCGGCAGAGGGGUAAAAAUUUGCCCCCCUUAAGAAGCAGAUCAAUUCAAAGUAUUUAGUUUGUCCUCUUUGAUUUGGAAUUAGGAGAUCGUGGGAUGUGACACUUCAUGGUUUAUGUUGAAGGUAGUAGGCCUGUAAUUAAAGUUUAGCAAUCGAUCUUAUGACUGAUGUGAUUGAUAGUACAUAACGAUCAAUGUGAUCAAACCUAAAAAUCAGCCCGAUGAUCAAAUCAAAGUUUUGUGUUACAGGGCCCUGUGAAACCUGUAGACAAGACUUGAUAGGUAACAGGCAAGAACACCUAGCCAACUUGGCAAUGACAUACAAGCCUUUACCAAGUUAGUAGUAUAUGGUCACCAGGGGUCCAUUUCAUAAAGAGUCACAAUUAUUGUAACUUUGCCUUUAUGGCAACUACUAAAGUAAUAGCAUUCAGCAGCCAAUUGCAAGAAAGGGAUCUAUGGUAGUUACAAUAAUGGCAAAUCUACAAUAGAUGCAUUUUAUGAAACAGACUCCGGGGCCCCACCAGACAAAGAGUUACGA
Messenger RNA from Lytechinus variegatus (green sea urchin), 3268 nucleotides. RefSeq names its product coiled-coil domain-containing protein 60-like. The coding region runs from base 373 to 2724 and encodes 783 amino acids. The transcript has 17 exons. The record is from RefSeq and is a predicted model, not a curated record. NCBI's taxonomy places the organism in Eukaryota, Metazoa, Echinodermata, Echinoidea, Temnopleuroida, Toxopneustidae.